AGCUGAUAAGAUUCAGUGUCAGUAGUGAUCGUAAAAGUAGGGCGUUGCGUCGUAUCUUGUUUUAUUAAUUAACUAUUAAAAUAAAUUAAGUUCACCGUUGCCAGAAUGGGGAAUAAUUUUACAGUAAACAUGGAAGAAAAUUUUAAAAAGAAUCAAGAAUUUAUUCAGACAAUUAAUAAAAUCAAGAUGGAAAGACAGAUUCAAUUACAAUAUCAAAUGCAAGAGCGACAAAUGGCGUUGCAAAUUGCUAAAAAUAGAGAUACCUGUCUUUGGAUGACAACUUUUUACAUUACUGCUGCCACUGGCUUAUUCACAGGACUAAGGAGGUAUUCGAUAAUUUUCAGGAGGACAAAGAGGCCCUACCUACUGAUGCCACUAAUACCCUUAACAUUUGUGACCCUUUAUUAUUGGGACCUUGCCUAUGGAAACAAAGUCCAUAGGAUUAGAAUGGAAGCUGAACACAUCAUGACCCAUGAAGCAGAAUCCCUAGAGUGGCCGUGCGGUCUUCCAUCUCCUUCUUCCAUCGACAUAGGGCGCGAGGACGAGGAGGAGAAAAAACGAAUCCAUCCGCCACUUCUGUAAACUGUUCAUCAACAAUCUCAAUGUUCAGGCAUGUGCCUUUAGCUUUGUAGUUCAAAAAGCGUUUAAAAUUAAAUCAAUACCCGUGUUUAGGAAAAAUUACGUAGCUAAUUACUUUCAUGAGCGAAACCAUUUCAAAACUAUACCAUUUAUAGAAAAUAAUCGUUGAAUGUUAUAUUCAUGAUAAAAACUUGUAAUAUAUCUAUAUAUGGACAACUUUAACUAAACGCAAAUUUAAGGAUUUUGCGACUAAUAUUUGAAUUUGACUUUGGAUAUUAUUCCCUGAAGUAGGUAUAUAAAUUUCUCAAAAGAUCUGAAAGGUUUCUCUAGUAAGAAUAUAAGGUACUUAAGCCCAGAAAAUUGUAUCACAUUCCUAUUUGUAAUCUGAACUGGAAUUUCUCAGAGUAGGUACAAUAAUAUGUUUGUGAUAUUAUUAGGAAGCAGGUUACGAUAGCAUAAUUCCAAAAUGGAACAUCUCAGCUCGUCUUUUGUCUAAUAAUAGGUACCUGCAUUAUAUUCCAUGUAAAUUAAUAUUUGAACAAGUUUUUAAGGUCGGUAUUUAAGACAAUGCGAUGAUGAUGAUGAGAUUUAAGACAAUGGAUUUGAAAGGUAAUCGGUCCAGUGAUUGGUAUUGUGACUUAAUAUUAGGGUCUUAAGUUAAUGUGGCUUACUUUAUCUUAAGGGGUAGGGGUAGGUAAUUAGUUCUCAAAGCUAUAAAUUAUAAUGAUAGCUUGCACAUUGCUAGCCAGAGCCACAAGCCAUUCAUUGUAUAUUAAACUAGAGGUGAAAAAUAGACUGGUCUUAAAUUGCAUUCAUAUUUCGUGCCAAUGCGUGCGUUAGAUACCUACCUAACUACGAAUUGUGUUUUUUUACUUUGUAGUUUGUAAAUAGAAUUCACCUAGUCAUUUGAAAACAUUGCGACACGAGUUUAUUAUUGUUAGCAGCUUAGUAUAUGUUUUUUUACACAGAGGUUAUACAUUUUUUAUAUUUAUACAUUUUUAGCGUUUUAGUGUAGCUCAAAUCUGGGGGCACGGUGCUCCCACCAAAACGAAAAAAAAAGAACUACUUACAUAUUAAAGUUAAGUAUACAAUAACUUAAAAUAGCUUUAUCGACACACAUAUCACAUAUUCAAGUUUCUAACGUCUCUGAAAUUAAAUGGAAUUUGAUUUGACCUCAAUUCUAAUAUCAGUCGAGAUGACAUUUUGACAAACAGUGUGAUCAAUGCCGCAAUGAUAGUUGUAACAUACGGUCCCUGAACACAUCAUAGAAAGCUCAUAAAAUGUGUGUAGAUAAAGCAGUGUAUGUAACUAUAUAUAAUGAAGCAUUAUGUAGCAGUCAAACUACAAUUAAAUAGAUACCAUAAGUUACGCAGACAGAUUGGGGUUUAGUUCAAACGAUAUUGUUUAUAUUAAUUAUUGUAGGUAGUUACAUUUAUAUUUUACAACUUGUUUUGUUAAGUUUUAUCAGUUGUGUUUUGGUGUUUGCUUUGUUUAUGUAGUUAAUAAUUUUAUAUGUCUGUUAUAGUGCAUAGUGCAAUACAACACAGUCUUAAGACAAAAACUUUUAUAGUAGAUACUCAAUUAACAUAAAGUAUUCAACGACAAAUACCUAAUUAUAAGUACAUAUUCUUGUAAGUAAACGUUUACUAAUAAAUAUACAUUCACUCAU
Cydia splendana is the source of this 2248-nucleotide messenger RNA. RefSeq names its product plasminogen receptor (KT). Lineage: Eukaryota; Metazoa; Arthropoda; Insecta; Lepidoptera; Tortricidae. The record is from RefSeq and is a predicted model, not a curated record. The transcript is spliced from 5 exons. Bases 106 to 582 code for a protein of 158 amino acids. Gene Ontology annotation, biological process: positive regulation of plasminogen activation. Gene Ontology annotation, cellular component: plasma membrane.